Molecule: messenger RNA, 1614 nt
Organism: Micropterus dolomieu (smallmouth bass)
Lineage: Eukaryota; Metazoa; Chordata; Actinopteri; Centrarchiformes; Centrarchidae
Gene: oprm1
Product: opioid receptor, mu 1
Exons: 6
Coding region: 11-1174 (387 amino acids)
Biological process (GO): neuropeptide signaling pathway; sensory perception of pain; G protein-coupled opioid receptor signaling pathway
Cellular component (GO): neuron projection; membrane
Molecular function (GO): neuropeptide binding; G-protein beta-subunit binding; G-protein alpha-subunit binding
Source: RefSeq, a predicted model, not a curated record
AGCGAGGACCAUGGAGAGCUCAGGCAACGGCUCAGACGCGGAUUACCGGAGCCAGCUCCCCGUGUUCUACAGCAACAGCAGCUUCUGUCCAAACUUCACCGACGGCAACAACACCACGAGCUUCGCGGAGGCGCGAUGCGACGGGGAUCGCAGAUUGACCGGCAGCCUGGAAGACGACGCAAACCCCGUUAUCAUAGCGAUUGUCAUCACAGCUCUCUACUCCAUAGUGUGCGUGGUGGGGCUGGUUGGAAACGUGCUGGUUAUGUACAUCAUCGUCAGAUACACUAAAAUGAAGACGGCCACCAACAUCUACAUCUUCAACCUUGCGCUGGCCGACGCCUUGGUCACCAGCACGUUACCAUUCCAGAGCGUCAAUUACCUGAUGGGUACCUGGCCGUUUGGGGAUGUGCUGUGCAAGAUGGUGAUGUCCAUCGACUAUUACAACAUGUUCACCUCCAUCUUUACGCUCACCACCAUGAGCAUCGAUCGCUACGUUGCUGUGUGCCACCCAGUCAAAGCACUGGACUUCAGGACACCGCACAAUGCCAAGAUAGUCAACGUCUGUAACUGGAUUCUGUCCUCAGCCAUCGGGCUACCUGUCAUGUUCAUGGCUUCCACUGCUGUCACUCCCUCCAGCAUUGUUGACUGCAAGCUGAUUUUCCCGCAACCCUUCUGGUACUGGGAAACCCUGCUGAAGAUCUGCGUGUUCAUUUUUGCCUUCAUCAUGCCUGUCCUGAUCAUCACCGUCUGCUACGGCCUCAUGAUUCUGCGGCUUAAGAGUGUGCGCAUGCUGUCCGGCUCCCAGGAGAAGGACAGGAACCUGCGACGGAUCACCCGCAUGGUCCUGGUGGUGGUUGCUGUCUUCAUCGUAUGCUGGACGCCUAUCCACAUCUUUGUAAUCAUCACUGCUCUGAUCAAUAUCCCCAGCUCCACCCUUCAGACUAUCACCUGGCACUUCUGCAUCGCCCUAGGCUACACCAACAGUAGUCUGAACCCGGUUCUUUAUGGCUACCUGGAUGAGAACUUCAAGCGUUGCUUCCGUGAGUUCUGCACCCCAAGUCCCUCUGUGUUGGAGAUGCAGAACUCGUCCCGCACCGGAGCCACUAGCCGCAAGCUCCCACAGCGCGAACACCACAGUGCAAACACAGGAGAAAGGUCCAAUCAACAGGUAUGACUAGCCUUGGAGGGGUCGUCGGUGGACUCUCGCUGUGGCGGCAUUGCCAACGACGAUCUCAACUCGGAGGUCACGCAGGUCACCACAGGGCUCUGACCACACAAACUUACCCAAAAACAAUCCAGUGACCUUACUGAGACUCAAUAACACAGACAAUAUUGAUGAUGUGUUGCAAGCUUAACUGCAGCGCUGCAUCAGGUCAGCCCUUUCAGUCUAACUAUUACGAACUGCAUGUGCUUACUCUUACUGCAGCCGACACAGUAAUGGGACAGGUUACACUAAACAGAAAAUCAGGCAUCAUUACAAUACCAUAGCCCCCAAAGUGAAGUUGUUGCACUAAAUUGUGCAUUAACCAUUACAGCUUAAAAAAAUUAUCUAGUUUUCGCUACUAUUGUUAUUACUUUGACAAUUUAGACUACACAGACUGAAUAAGUGCAGUA